Messenger RNA from Porites evermanni, 6197 nucleotides. NCBI's taxonomy places the organism in Eukaryota, Metazoa, Cnidaria, Anthozoa, Scleractinia, Poritidae. The record is from the annotation of a GenBank genome assembly.
AUGCAGGAUUUUGAAAUCCAUGGUCAUGCAAUGCAGUUAGGAUGGGGACAGGAGAACAGAAAAGAGAAGUUUUCAAAUGCUUCCGGAGACUCUAGAGUCAUCGUUAAAGACCAAAAGCAUCUUAGUGGUAAGGUGGGGGGUUAACCUUCUAAAGCUAAGAGUAAAAAAGUUAGAAUUGAAAUUGUUUUUUUAUUCACAAAUUUCUUUGUCUUCUAGCACAAAUUUAUGAAGAAUUAGGGUUAAGAGAUAAAGGAAAUUGAGACAUUUAUUCAUAAUGAUGAAUAAUUAGAACGUUAAGGAUUUCAUCCACAGACUCAAAAGUUAGAACCUGCACCUUGUACAACAUGAUAAAACAGUACUACAGAAAAGUACUGCUCAUUAGCUUUCGUUUAAAUGGUCACACUUUAGGAUUUCAUCCACAGACUCAAAAGCUGGUGCUAAGUUACACUGUAUUGUUAUGUGUUACAAGCAAUGAUACGAAAUGUAUAAUGGAAUGAUUUCUUGCAACAAAUUUCUUACCUGUUUUCCUUAGGUGUUUGUGAAAAGCAAUGGGAAUGUCAUUUCUGACACAGUUUAUUCUGAUGCUGUAGCCCCUUCAUCAAAGUAAGCGCAACAAAUUAAGAGUGAUUUUGUGUCGUGCUUAUUCGUAUUAAUCAACAAUAAUAAUGCGCAUGGUAAAUGUUUGUACAGGAAGUCAUCAAAGAGAUGUUUAUCAAGGUGGGAUCAAGAAACACCAAAAAAGUAUCAAAGAACGAAGGAAUUAACAGAGCUGUAUCCACCACAAGGUGGUCCUAGCGAGGAAAGAUGUAUGUUAGAUGCGUGUAAACUGGCCUCAUUGUCUGACGAUCAACUCGAUCAUUCAAAGUCAGCAACAAAGUAAGUGAAGCCAAGAGUAUCAUACUUGUGGUGUUGUGUCGGGGGCGGGAAUACAAGAUUUGGUUUAUCAGCUGAGUUGGUAAGGUAGAUAGAUGGCCAUCGUAGGGGGAUUUAUAGUCUCCUUCGCAGCCGUUAUUAGGGUCGUCACUCGUCACGCAACGCUCCUCUCCACUAGGAGCGUUGCGUGACGAGUGACGACCCUAAUAACGGCUGCGAAGGAGACUAGGGGAUUUAGGGACUCGUUUUGAAAUCGGCUGCUAGACAAGAGUAUGGUAUUUUGGCAAAUAAAUGUCCUGUCUUUUAUCCAUUUUCGGUCAAAAGGGGUAGGGGUACUAAUUUAAAGAGAGCGGUUGUUUGAAGAAGGCGGCUUUUUUAGACACCUAAGCGAGACGACUGAGAUGACUAAUCACAUGCGAGUUCCCCCGCAGUUGCCUCGGAGCCAAGAGAAUGGGCAUUAUUUUUCCGGCCCUCUCCUUUCUUUCUCGCUGUUUUAAUAGAAGGGCUAUAACAAGUUUAGUUUCGUCAUUUCUCGACAGUGUACAGUAUAGCUAUGAAAAUAAUGACCAUCCAAACGUACAACACAAACAUAACGCUUACUACAGUCUCAGUCAAAAUUGUUGGGACCCUUAACUGUCCUUUUCCCCUGUGCAAGAUUUGGUGAAUUCACUGCGGUAAACAACAUUGAGAGGACGAGGAGACGGGCCAGAAGUAAAAAAAUAGCGUUAGGUGGAAGUGUCCCCAAUAUUUUUGUCUGAGACUGUAGUUCUUUUUUCCGUUCACUGUUGUUUACUUCAGCUCAAGGUUGUAUUGCUUGAAGUAGUAAGUAUUGUUGAUUGUUUUGUUUUCACAGUGAAAACGUCAGCUGUAAAAGGGAUGAGACUCCGAGAAGAGUUAUUCAGUGGCUUACACACGACCAAGGAAUGACACUGGUACAGACUGACUUGUUCGCCUUAGCUUGAUUAUUCUAGUUUGUUUUUUAUGUUUGUUUCGUUCACAAAGCUUUGCAGUUAAAUUAAAGUUCCUUAAUCUGAGAAUGUCCUAACCAGUUAAAGGUACGGUAAAAGAGGGAACAAAAACGUGCAACUUAUCUUUCAACAUUGCUGAAUAGCGAUGUUGCGCGUUUUACCACCCACAUAAAACAUGUCUUGCAACAAAUCAGGUUGUUGCAAGUUGCGAGAAUACUGACUUCUGGAUAUAAUUAUCCGGUAGCCUGUGAACAGCCUCUCUGUUUGGGGGAAAAUCGACCAAAGGCCUGUUCACAGGCUAAUUAUCCGGUAGUCACGCCAUAUACGAGCGUAUUGUCACUUGAUGCAAAACAGGUUUGCCUUGGGCUGGUAAAAAGGGCAAAAUGUACAGAUUUUCUUGCAAAAAAAAGUACUACUCUCUGCUUUUUGCAACAACUUUUCGCAACCUGGAAAAACCUGAUUUGUUAAAACCCGAGUGGUAAAACGCACCACAGCACUUUCCCUGUCGUUUCGCAGCAAUGUUGCAAAACAAACUGCACGUGUUUGUUGCCGUAGCCACCGAUUGCACGUUUGCACGUGUUUGGUUUUGCAAACUUAUCCAUUGUACGCUUGACGCUACGGCUUUCCCUUGCCCGCCACCUUUAAGGUGCUUUCCCAUGCUUGGCAACGAUUUUCGUGCUUUCCCAUGACUGUAUUUUUGAAUCUGCCAUAAGUGUGCGUGUUUGUAUGCAAGGACUUUCUCAACAACAGCCCCCAAACUUUCUCUUUUGCUGCAAGAUUGAUGUAGUUUAUAAGUAAGGUAGUAUUAUUGGUCGUCAAUGCGCAUGCACGGAAAUGAAAUUGACCCACUUAUUUUGCGUAGGGAAGGAAAAAAAACAAGGCAAGAGCAUUGUUUAGUAAUUCUGAGAGGUUCACCAAACUCUUUCUAUUUUGCAGUUGAAAACAGUUUGUUCAAAUCUUCGCGCCUUCGGUGUGCGAGGUCAUAUUGGAGUGUUUGGUCUUCAUUACGAAGCAGAUAACAGCCGACUCUACGUAGUGUGCGCCAAGCAUGUCACAGAAUCACAGUUGGUGAAUGAAUUCUCAGUAUUUGGCGCUGCUCAAGUUAAAUUGAAUAUCGACUUGAAUGGCUUGUCCAAGGUAUAUAUUUUUAGUAACUUUUGCUUUACCGAUGCUCAAUGGUUUCUCUCGUGUCGUUUGUCCAUUCUUACAUCGACCGAGGCAAAGGAUUUUUCCGAAGAUUUCUGAAUAAUUUUGAAGUUUUUCUAGCAGAGAUUGAAAUUGUUUUCAUUUUUGACCAACGCGUGAAGUUGUAGUGAUCCACGUACUAAAUAUUUUCCACAAAUUCUCAAAGUUCUGAUUCACUAACUUUACAGAUUAUUUGUAUCUUAGUCUACACAAAGAUGAUUGCUGUAAGUUAAGAUCUUCAGUAGCCCCAACUAUUAGAAUUCCUACUGAUGAAAGCAAACUUUUCAGGACAUGGCUGCCUGAGCUUUUAACCACCUACCUGCUAAGGUCAGGAAUAUAACGUUCCUUGUCAAUCUGUUUUUCUAUUUUAGGGUUGUGCCUUUGUUCAGUUUCCAAACGGAAAGUGUGCUGAAAAAGCCAUCAAAGAGCUUCAUGGAAAAGUAACUAAGCGACAUACACAAAGAUAAUGUCAAAAAAGAUGCCUUAUUAGUAAACCUUGUAAGUAGCCUGAGAAAACAGCCGACAUUUCGCGACGCCACCAAUGGUUACCCCGCCAGAUGAUGUCUGAGAAAAGAGAGCAGAAAUUCAAUACUGGUGACAUGUCAGAUCUGGGUAUUACUUCUGAUUGGUUGCACGAGAGAAAUUUGCCUCAUCCAAUCAGAAGCACUUUCCAGAUCCACGUCUGGGUAGUGGCACGUCUUCAAUAUAGAAUUUCUGCGCUCGUUCCUCGGAAGUCAUUUCGGCUCUCAGACGACAUUUCGGUGUCGUCGCAAAAUGUCGUCUGUUUUGCCCUGGGGACGAGGUUGGUCUAUUUCCCGGGCUACUCCGUGAGUAACGAUGAGAAUUAACCCCCAAAGGCUACUAAUCUCGAAAAACAGAAGACGCUGCUCGGGAAGUAGACUUCGAGCAGUCUCUCUUUUUCUUCAGAUUUAGUAAGAGGAGUGCACGCGCGCGAGCGUUGAGCGGCGAAGCCGCGAGACGCGAGAAACCAUGCGCGUGGUCAUUUGCGUGUCUCGGGCGAUUUGUUCGACGGACCAAGAAAAAAGAGAGACUGCUCGUAGUCUACUCGGGAAGCGAAAUUCGUGCCAACGUACUCACCGCUGCACUUGACGAACUUACUAGGGAGCUUAAGAAACAACGACGGCGACGGCAACAAGAACGGCAAAAAAGUAAUAGAUUGAAAAGGCAAAACAGCAACUUUGCACGUGAUCACGUUUUUUUGUACAUUUAUUUGCCGUCACUACACGACAACGACGUGAAACUGCCUAAUUUCACCUUUUGUGGAGGACGUAAACACAAGAAAACGACAAAAUAAUCAUAGUGGAAUAAGAGCAAUGAAUUUUGAAACAGCGUAAAUUCACUUUUUAUGGAGCGUUUUCGCCCCGUCUUUGUCGUCGUCGCUUAAACUCCCUACUGUUGACUACAAGCUGACACUACCUCUUUUGAUUGGCACUUUGGUGCGCUCGCAGAAACUACAUAGACUGCAAACAAGCUCUUCACUUUAUUGGGCGUAUCGUAACUUGCGAACAGGGCUUCGGGUAACGUGGUUGUGUGCUAAAAGGGGGUAUGUCGACUUCUCUUCGCGAGACGACUACAGGUCGUACAGCCCGUUAAAUACUCUCCCUCCAUCCUCCCCACAGCGAGCGCGAUUGGAGAGCUUGCUUACAGUCUACGCAAAAUACAAAGACAAUGCUUUCGUCAAGAACUCGGUAUUCCCCCUGUUUGAUAAAGAUAAAACUACUUUAUGGUCUCUCUUCGUUUCUCACAAACGAAUACUUCACCAUGCCUCGUGGUAUUUCAGGAAAAGUGUAACGUUUGUUAACAUUACAAUCGCGUCACGCAAUAUUUUCAUCACACUGACUGGAAACAGGGGGCGUGGUGUCAGUUUUAAAGCAAAAAAUAUAUGAGAUCCAUAUUUGCAAAAUUAGAAGUGAAUGUUACUCUGUUGGUCAGUGACUGUUGCAGAUGGAGUGGCUCCUAAAAUAAAAUAGCCUUUGUUGGUGCAAUACCGAGUUUCAAAUUGCGUUACAUUUGAUCAUACUUGCUCACCGCCUUGGUUCCUUCACUUAUGGCGUGCUUGGAAAGUUCUCCCGGCAGCAGCAGUUUGACAGCGGUCUGAAUUUCACGGGAGGAUAAAGUUGAUCUCUUGCUGUAGAGAGCCAGGCGUGAAGCUUCAAAGGCAAUGCGCUCGAAAAUGUCGUUGAUGAACGAGUUCAUGAUGCCCAUGGCUUUCCUGGAGAUGCCAGUGUCCGGAUAAACUUGCUUUAGUACUUUGUAAUUAUACAGACCGUAGCUUUCUCUGCGUUUUCUCUGCUUUCUCUUCUUCUUGUCGCUCGACGAAGUCUUUUCGUCGAUUUUCUUUGGGCUGUUCUGGUCUUCGUCCGUUGAAGAAGGCAUGAUAAGUAUCUGGGAGACCCGGGAGACAAGUGAAUAUGGAUGCUAAUCAGCCAUUCGCGCGCGUUGUUUUUGUACCGAUUUCAGCCCAGUAUGACAAAAAAAAGCGGAUCGAAAUCCUCGCAUUCUGAUUGGCCAACGCGAUCUUAGCAGUGGGGGAUUUUCUUUAAAAAGUACGCUAGACUUGCGCUACCCUUGUGCACCACAAGGGAACCACACGGGCACCCAACGACUUAUUUCUAUAAAAUAACUGUACGAAGGAGCAAAUAUUGCCUAAUUCUAAAGCUCAAGACAGGCCUAAAUUUCUGGAUGACUGAGUUAUUCAUCUAAUAUAUUCAGAGUUUUUCUACAAUUUUCGUUUUUUUUAUGCAUCUUUACAUCAGACAAGCAAAUUUCACUACCACCCCUCGUUUUGAAAUCGUACAUUUUCAUUUUGCUAACUUCCAAGGCAGUAUAGACAAAAUACCCAUUUGAAAAAAGAGUGCAAAUGCCCAAGAGUCUUGUCAGUGAAAUUGCUUGUCUUACGUAAAAAUGCAAAAGGAAGAUUGUUUUAAAUCUCUGGCCAUUUCAUUUCCAGCAAGAAGGUCCCAUGGAUUGAUAGGAAUGAUUUUUAUCAGAAGCAUAAAUUAUAUGCUUCUGUCCCUAUCCAUACAAUCACUCAAAAAUUAACACUUUUGUGAAUUACAGGUUGUUGGUGGUAUGCCCAUGAAAGUGAUGAUAGCUGAGCCAAAGGUUCGCAAAGGGUCAAGGACAAAGAAGAGCAGUUCACACAUGUGA